Molecule: messenger RNA, 4950 nt
Organism: Elgaria multicarinata webbii
Lineage: Eukaryota; Metazoa; Chordata; Lepidosauria; Squamata; Anguidae
Product: probable peptidyl-tRNA hydrolase 2
Exons: 6
Coding region: 15-569 (184 amino acids)
Cellular component (GO): cytosol; mitochondrion
Molecular function (GO): peptidyl-tRNA hydrolase activity; protein binding
Source: RefSeq, a predicted model, not a curated record
GGCAGCUGGAAAGAAUGGAGUCGCAACCUCUCGAUUCGGACUCGGGCGUGGACGAGUCCCUCGUUGCGCCGCUGCUGGAGCUGGGCAUCCCGGAGGCCGCGGCGCGGCGGGCUCUGGCGCUCACCGGGGGCCGCUCUGCUGAGGCGGCGGCGCAGCUGUACUUCAGUAGCGGCCUCGAUUCUCAGGAGGAAGAGGAUGCUCAAGGCAGUGGUUACUAUAAAAUGGUCUUCGUGGUGAAUAUGGAGCUCUCUAUGGGAGCUGGAAAGAUUGCCGCCCAGGUGGGGCAUGCAGCAAUUGGCCUGUUCCAGCUGAUGCAGGAGCGGCCUACUCACAGGGACAUCAUUAACCAAUGGGAUGAACAUGGGGCCAAGAAAGUUGUCCUUCAGGGAUCCAACACGGACCAGUUGCUGGAGCUGCAUGCCUUAGCCCUGAGCCUGGAACUGCCAACAUACCUAGUGCAAGAUGCAGGGCGGACCCAGAUUCCAGCUGGGUCGCACACAGUCCUUGCCAUUAUGGGGGAAGAAGAGAUGGUGAAUCAGGUGACGGGGCAGCUCAAACUGCUGAACUGAGAAGUCCUUCGCAGCUUGGCUCGCCCGCCUUGGCGUUUCCGGGUGACCCUUGGGUGCGCGUGCCCUUCUCAGCGGGUGGGGAGAAGAGAGAGCAACUCAAGGCCCGUCUGGGCAGCAUGGAAAACAACAGGGCAGCUCUCGUUUAAAAGAGGAGCGCUCUUUCUUUUCUUUUCUUUUUUAUAAAGUGGAGGCUGUACAGAUCUGUGGCGGUUGGAUUUUUAGGGUGCUCCCAGGUGGGCUCGGUAAGAAGACGGGGUCUGUAUUCUCUGCACCAUGUCCGAACGAGGGGGGAUUCUGGGCAGGUGUUGCCGGGGGCUUCCGUUUUGCACCAUGGGGAAGCCAUGGAAGGAGCACUGUCGGGGGUGUAUGUAAUCUAUUGUAACCCCUCCCUGCAGGAGGAUAUCUUGUACCUAAAGCUUCCCCCAAAAUUGUCUGUCUUGUGUUGGGGGUAUUUUAAGGGGAGGGAAAGAAGGCUGUAGCCUCUCUAGACAGCUUAUUCUACCGCUGAACUGCCGUGUCUGCUAUAGGAAGCUGUAACUUCCCUGUUUAGCCCAAAGUCUGCCUUGUAGUAGUUGGAACCCCUCAUAUCUUUCCCUGCCGGUGGAUUGUUUCCCUUCUUAAGACAUCCUUUUAGUUAUCCGUUCCAAAUGGCUCUAAGGAGCUGGAUUUUUAAAGCUGCACUAGCACCGUACUGUCCCGUCUCCAGCCUGUGGAUGGGGCGGGGGUUGAACUAGAAAGUUGCUGUGCUAACUCCAGCCAAUGAUGUGCUGUUAGCAGAGAUUGGGAGCUGGCGGGCUGGGUGGGGAGAACUUCAAGCGACGGAGGGACAAAUGGGAGCAUUCGGCCACGGAUUCAACUCCUUAAAUAAAUGAGACAAUGCCUCUUAAGAAAAGGCACGAAAAGGGAAAGGGUUGGGGGGAGUUUGCUUAUGAUCUCUGUUUCACUGUUACUAGCCAUUACAUGUCCACGGCUGUUCCUUCAGCCGCACACACAUGCACACAGCGGUGGCCGGUGGCUCUGAUGUCACUGGCAUGGUGGAUCCGCUCUGGGUUUCCGUCAGAAUGCUAAAGGAACUAUCUAAGGUGCAGAUAGCUCUUUUAGAGUUUUGACUGAAACCCAGAGCGGAUUCACCGCCCCAUUGACAUUGGAGCCACCAGCCUCCACUGAUGUUCAUCUGGGUCUCUUGUUGGACCUAUCUUUGUAUCCACUCAACUGGUAGCCAUCGGGGUUUCUAAGACUUGCCUUUAAUCCAAAUUGCAACCCAUCUUCUCUGCUUCCUUAGUGGUAGUUGUUGCAAAGGCUCCCAAUGGCAGCCAUUUUCAAUUUCUUCUGAUGGCCUAAAUUUGGGCCAGCCUGUAGUCUUGCAAAAAUCCUAGGACUACGUCGUCCAGAUUAAAAAGGCUUGGUUGAUCAAGGCUUAGGGUGUAAAGUGGGUCACUGGACACUCUGACUAGUUUGUAUAAGGUUCAUCUUUGUUUGCAAGUGAAAAUGAGCAAAGCUGGUGAUCCUGAUAUGAUGGAUUCAACAAAGUUCUCAACUUUUGGGGUGGGUGGGGGCAGGGCUCCUGCACCUUCUAACAACUGCCAGAGAUGCACUAGGUGCAGUUUUUCCCAGCAUGCAGAUGCAGUGAUGAGAAAAAGCGUUUGCUUUCCCAUGUUCUUUUAAUGCAAUUAUUAAAAACACAGGCAGCUCUAGAUGCCACCUGCAACACACACCCUGUCCUAUUUUGUGAUAAAAUCUUGUCUCACUUCAGUUUUCAGUGCACACUGAUAACUCUGCAAAGUCUUACUGCAAAAGUGGUACAGAAAAUGUGGUGUGAUCCCUUUGAAUUUCAGACCGAGCUCUGUUUGAAUAGGCAUAGCUUCAGUCAGUAUCUGAAAUUCCCCUGUGGACUGGUGGUAGAAUCCCAAAUGUAAGUAUAGGCAACCUAGUGCUCUCCAGACGUUUUGGAUUACAACCUCCAUCAUCCAUGAACAUGGGCCAUGCUGGCUGGGGCAUAAGGGAGCUGUAGUCCAAAACAUCCGGCGGGCACCAGCUUGCCAACCUGUGCCCAUAUACAUGGGAUUUUGAUUAUUCUGUAUCAAUAAAUGUGGUGUGUACCUUUAAGAUCAGAUAAUUUUUUCAGGAAAGGCUACCUGCAGCUUACAGGUGUUGCAAACCGGCAUUCAGGGAGCUACACAAUAUCCCAGUGCAGAUAAGGCCUAUCUCUGCUGCCAUCAAACUCCCUCCAGCAAUACAUGGCACAGAACUCUGACUUGGCCCAAAAUCCUGGCCCUGUUUAGCAGGUCAUGAGCAGAGCCUCUGGGCCUUCUUUUUUGUCAUCCAAUAAAAGCCUUUGUUAGACUCCCUCUAACCCUGCCAGUUAGGCAAAGUAUUUCACCACACAAUGAGACAAAUUGCUGGCAGAAGCCCUUCUUGCCGAUGGAUGUGAAAUCCCCCCCGCUCCACCUUUCAACUGGGUUUAAGAGCCUCUUGGAAUAAAAGGCAACAUGAUGUUUACAGCUGAGUCAUAAACCCCCUGAUGGUUUGGAGUGACUUGUAAUACAGGGUCCUGCUGGUCGGUGUACAAUUUGUGAAGUUUUAUGUAGCAGCAAAGCAAAGAAACAAAUUGCCUUUGGGUAUUUAGAGCUAGUGGACCUUGAGCAGUCACAGAAUGGGCCGUUACCGUCUCCCACGGUUUACAGUGCCUGUUGGCUGGGGAUGAUAGUUGUUGUAGUCCAGGACCUCUGGAGGGCCCUGGGUUGGGGAAAGCCGCUACAGGUUAUCAAGCAUUAAUGGUGUGUGAAAGCGAGCUGGCAGGCAGGAGAGGGCAAGAGUUGUGCCAAGGAGCAUGGGGAAAGUGUGGUAGUGUUAAGAUGAGACUUUGCAGCUCUUUGGGGGUUGUUUUCCCAGUUGUGCUACAGCUCCCGUUGCGGAGCAGGGUUCGAGCAUUGUGCAGCCUGAUCCUAUUCCUCCUUACGUGGAAGUAUGUCCCAUUCAGCUACAUGGGACAUACUCCCAUAUAAGUGUAAACAGGAUUGUCCCCUUAAUCCAGUGUUUAGGACCACCCCUCCCCGUGCCCUCUCUGGGCACCUUUGUCCAGUCUCUUCCUACCAGGGUAGUUCAACUUUCCACUCAGCUAGGCUUUUUUGUUUUUUUUUGCACAGCUCCUGUGCCUUUAACCCCUCUGUGGCAUGUAACAGUGGUUGUAUUGCCACAACCACCACCGCUGCUCCUUGCCUGUCUCUGUUUCGGCACUAGAUUGGUAAUUGGGGGAUAGAUUUGGCCUGAUGAUAUCAAUUUGGGGUUCACUAAGGGGGAUGUUGAUGUUAUCAUGACCUUGCGAUGCCUGUGGGUGCAAGCAAGUCGUAGAUCAGGUGGCUGGCACUGUGGAUUGUGGUCUGACUCGUAAGUCAGUGUGAAUUUGGGCCAUGGGACCAUGUAUUUUCCCCAAUGUUUGCUUGACUUUUCUUGUUGAAGUCCUUGGCCUAACUGUUUAGUCUGGGGGUCGGGAGCCUCAGGACCUCCUGGGGUCCCAGUCCAGCCCUCUGGGGUUCCCCAGAUGGACAUACCCCUUCCCCAUUCUAAAAGGUCAAAUACCAGGACAAAUAAAAGGAAGGACUUCUUCACACAGCGCAUAGUUAAAUUAUGGAACUCACUACCACAAGAUGUAGUGAUGGCCACCCAUUUGGAUGGCUUUAAAGGCGGGGUUGGAUAAAUUCCUGGAGGCGAAGGCUAUCAAUGGCUACUAACCCUGAUGGUUGUGUGCUAUCUCCAGUAUUCGAGACAGUAAGCCUGUGUGCACCAGUUCCUGGGGAACAUGGGUGGGAGGGUGCUGUUGCACCAUGUCCUGCUUGUUGAUCCCUGGCCGAUGGCUGGUUGGCCACUGGGUGAACAGAGUGCUGGACUAGAUGGGCCCUUGGUCUGAUCCAGCAGGGCACUUCUGAUGUUCUUACCUCUCCUAAGGCUUAAUGGCUGGCAGUAAGAACUUUAAGCUACAAUGUGCUGGCAUUUUGGCGAUGCCCCUUUUGCCUCUUGCCUCACCCACUUCUGGAAUGUCACCCCCAAGCCUCUUCAAAUGGAAGUUGGCCCUUGGGCAGAAAGAAGUUCCCCACUCCUGAUUUAUUCUAUACCCACAAUUGCAAAAAAAGGGGGGAGGCCUAAGUGUGUUUAGUUACAUUUGCCCGCCCACCCCUCCUUAUCCUUGCCUCUCCCACUCUUCCCCUCCGUGUUUUUACCUUCAUCUCACAUCUGCUGAUGCUCUCACACUGUCAAAAUUUAGACUGCAGCUUCAUGGGAUGGAGGGCAACAACCUGUAUUUUUUUUUCUUACCAAACUCUGUAAGGGGUCCUUGUACAUUGAUAGUGCUGUAUAAAUAAUAAUUAAAAUGUAUGCAAGCUUC